Molecule: messenger RNA, 636 nt
Organism: Dibothriocephalus latus
Lineage: Eukaryota; Metazoa; Platyhelminthes; Cestoda; Diphyllobothriidea; Diphyllobothriidae
Source: the annotation of a GenBank genome assembly
AUGGGGAAGGCGCCUGAACCUCCGCCCUCGUCGCAUGAGGACAACGACCUCCUGGGCGAAACCUCUGAGGAAUUGCAGCAGGCAUUGCAAUACCGCGAUGAUGUUAUUACCGCUGGCGGCUUGGACAGCAAGGAUAAGUGGGCGCCUGCUACUCUUGAUGGUGCCAGCCUGCUUUUCAGCCGAUACGCUCUCAGGAACACGCCACUGAUCAGGCUCUGGGAUUGCAUAUUUUUGGAGUUAGUUCCCUGUCCUCUCUUUUUAAUUCCUUUCUAUUGCACCGUCGGCUCGAACUUCCCUUCUAGCAUCGCCGCGUCCCCUUCUAAGGACUCUGAGUCUACAUUUAUGAAAUGUGACGAAGGGCGGCUGGCCAACUACGUACGCUCUUUGCGGUCAAUGACUGGAGGCAUCGCCAUACUUUCCGGUUCCGCCGCCUCCCUCCUCUGCAUUCCGGGCAUUUUCAACAGCUUCACCAAGUCAAAUCAGCUCACAGUAUGGCAAACUCCAGAAAUGGCCAAGGUACUGUUCCAUUUGGGAGUAAUUGGCCUCAGAAAUUAUGUUGCAGGGUUUUUUGUCAGGGAGUCAGUCAGCCGAUACAGUCGAAAAUGCCAGUCUAGGGAAGUACUUGAGAAGAACUAG